UCCAAACAAAUCCACAUUAAUAUCUUUAUCAUUUGCUUUUGAAAGAAUUAGCAACUCUUCAGAAUUUUCCAACCCUAGUUUUUGAAAGAAGACAUGGCAAACAAAUCUUACGAGGAGGCCAUUGUUUCACUCCAGAACCUUCUCAGUGAGAAGGAAGAACUUGGACCGGUUGUUGCAGAUAGAAUUGAUGAAAUCACAGCUGAAUUACAACCAAGCAGCAAAAAGUCCAACGCUGUUCAGAGGAUCAAGUGUGGCUUUAUGUAUUUCAAAACUGAGAUAUAUGACAAAAACCAAGAAUUGUUUGAUAAACUCAAGAAAGGCCAGGAACCAAAGUUUUUGGUGUUUGCGUGCUCGGAUUCACGAGUGAGCCCAUCCCAUGUGCUUAACUUUCAGCUCGGUGAGGCUUUUAUGGUUCGAAACAUCGCCAACAUGGUCCCUCCUUAUGACAAGCUUAGGUACUCGGGAACUGGAGCUGCAAUCGAAUACGCUGUUAAACGUCUUAAGGUGGAAAACAUUCUAGUCAUUGGCCACAGUACCUGUGGAGGUAUCAAGGGUCUCAUGAAUCUUCCAGAAGAUGGUUCUGAAUCAACUCAUUUUAUUGAGAACUGGGUGAAAAUUGGAUUACCUGCCAAGGCCAAGGUGCUUGCUGAGCAUUGGGAUAAAAGUUUUGACGACCAGUGCAAAUACUGUGAGAAGGAAGCUGUGAAUGUAUCACUAGCCAACUUGCUGACAUAUCCAUUUGUGAGAGAUGGUUUGGUGAAUAAAACAUUAGCAUUGAAAGGAGGUUACUAUGAUUUCAUUAAAGGAGAAUUUAAGCUUUGGGGACUCCACUUUGGUCUCUCUCAUCCUUGUUCUAUCUGAUUUCAGCUACCAUUUCGAGUGGGAGAAUGACACUUCUUGUUCUUUCUUUUUCUUCUUGUUGUAUUCCUCUAUAUAGUUUAAAUAUCUAAAUAAAUAAAAGAGAAAGUGGACAAGGACUCUCCCAUUUUAUUAUGGUAGAAGACAAGGUGGUGAUUUUUUUUUGUAAUAAUAAUAAUGAUAAUAAUAAUGUCUCUGUUCUGCAGAGGGAAUUGUAAUAAAUAAUAUUGGAGCAACUAAUUUGUUCUA
Messenger RNA from Solanum dulcamara, 1107 nucleotides. RefSeq names its product carbonic anhydrase, chloroplastic-like. Bases 94 to 861 code for a protein of 255 amino acids. Lineage: Eukaryota; Viridiplantae; Streptophyta; Magnoliopsida; Solanales; Solanaceae. Gene Ontology annotation, molecular function: carbonate dehydratase activity; zinc ion binding. The record is from RefSeq and is a predicted model, not a curated record. Gene Ontology annotation, biological process: carbon utilization. The transcript has 8 exons.